UAUUUGCAAUGUUUUGCUUCCGGAAACUUUAGCGCUGAAUGCGAUUAUUGCUAUGGAAGCUACUUUGCGAAGAACCGUCAAUUCUGUGACUGAUGUUUUAUUUCCUCCAUCAAAGUCUUCUCAAGAUCCACAGGAGCACCAGAUAUUAAAAGCUGGAAAUGAAUAUGUCUCAAAUCUGCCUCUGCAGAUGGCAUUAUAUUUUAAUGCCUUCUUCUCUCCCUUCUGGCUGGUGGCUACCCUUGUGGUGUUUGAAGUCAAGUAUUCCACCCUAUCCACCCUCUAUGCCAUCAUUUUAAUUGCCAUCUAUAUUGUGUUUACUAUCAUCGAAAUUGUCAGACUGUAUUUAGGGUUUCUUGGAAAUCUAACAGAAAGAGUUCCAGAGUUGGCUGGCUCAUGGCUGCUAACAAUACUGAUACAGUUCCCCCUGAUUAUACUACUACUUUUCAAUGAGGAUGCCAUUUUGCUUCCACUGGAGAGAGCAGUUCACAUUGUGAUGGCAGUGUUUGUGUUCUUUGAGGUGAUAUGUGGAUAUUUUGCCAUCAGAUUUAUGGUGAAUUAUCAAGUGACAAAGUUUCAUUUGAAACAGUUCUCAGACUUAGAACAUUUGCCAGAUGAUGAAUAUUGGCAUGACAAGUAUGAAUCUUACACAUGAUUAAAUUUUUUUUCUGUUAUUCUGUGUAAAUAAGCAAGUGACUUUUUCAUACUUUAGCAAAAGUAAUUGUUUAUCAAUAUUGUAUUAGACAUUUUGUAAAAUAGCAGCAUGUUGAUGUUUUAUUAAAUUAUUGAACUAUU
This is a messenger RNA of Magallana angulata, 792 nucleotides long. RefSeq names its product transmembrane protein 17B-like. NCBI's taxonomy places the organism in Eukaryota, Metazoa, Mollusca, Bivalvia, Ostreida, Ostreidae. Gene Ontology annotation, biological process: non-motile cilium assembly. The transcript has 4 exons. Bases 53 to 652 code for a protein of 199 amino acids. The record is from RefSeq and is a predicted model, not a curated record. Gene Ontology annotation, cellular component: ciliary transition zone.